Ornithodoros turicata is the source of this 894-nucleotide messenger RNA. RefSeq lists its product as uncharacterized. The transcript is spliced from 6 exons. The coding region runs from base 80 to 787 and encodes 235 amino acids. Lineage: Eukaryota; Metazoa; Arthropoda; Arachnida; Ixodida; Argasidae. The record is from RefSeq and is a predicted model, not a curated record.
AUUCUGCCAUUCACCUCCAGAGCUGGUGCACUUGCGGCCUCCUCAGUCAACCAGCAGCAGUCACGUAAACUCAAACACGAUGGUACGUACAGUGCAACAAGCAAGAGCCAGCCACAGUAGAAACACCUGCCGUGAGCCAUGGAAUGUGCUACCACACAAUACGGAACGAGGAAAACAACUUGCACCGUCGAAGGAAAGAAAAAUGGCUGCGGAUAAAAGAAAUGCAGAAAAGUACUUCAGGGAGUGCCACACCUCUGGAAGCACACAGCACGAGACAGGGAAAUUUGAGAAAAAAGUGCUGCAGUCCCUCAACAUGAUCAAGCUACGAGUUGCUGAGCAUUCUGAGCAGCUGGACUCUAUUUGUGCAAGCCUGGAACACCAAACGAAGGCUCCAGAAGAACAUGUCAUGAUACAACAAUUUCGUGACUUGGAAAGCUUUCUUGACUACAAUGACCAGCUUAAGGUGUCAAGAGAAAAACAGGAGUCAUUGCGCAUGUAUAUGACCAGGCUUGGAGGGAACAACCUUGGAGACAAAGUCAGACGAACCCUCUACCAAAUUUUAUCUGAUGAAGUCUCUGUUUGCUUUAACUGGACUGGAACUGGAGCCAAACGAAGGUUCAAGGGUCUGGAAUUUACAAAUGUCAUGCUGAGUGUAGUUACCUGCCCACCAACAAAUGCCACAGCAGCAGAAGUGGAGAAGGUUGUGCAGACUUGGCUGCGCCAUUCCCACGAACGUAUCCAAAAGGCGGCAGCCAGGAACUCUCAACUUCAAGAACCAGCAGCAUGAAGAGAACAAGGGACUAGGAAUGUGCACCUUUGUUCAGUUUCCAUUUUACUUUUCAUUCAUCGGGUCACAACAAGAAAUAACUUUGCUCUGUGCCAUCAUAAAGUAAG